Molecule: messenger RNA, 643 nt
Organism: Chrysemys picta bellii (western painted turtle)
Lineage: Eukaryota; Metazoa; Chordata; Testudines; Emydidae
Source: RefSeq, a predicted model, not a curated record
CUCCGGUUCUGCGCUCACUGCUCUGGAUUUCACGCUGGGAUCCGGAUUCUCUCUCCUCCCAGGGAGGCCGUGGUGAACCGGGUCUUCGAUAAGCUGGCCCCGCUGCACGAGCGGAUUUACUGCGCUCUCUCCGGCUCCGCCGCCGACGCCCAGGCCGUCGCGGACAUGGUGCAUUACCAGCUGGAGCUGCACAGCCUGGACAUGGACGAGGCCCCGCUGGUCCUGGCGGCCGCCAGCCUGGUGAAAGGCGUCAGCUACAAGUACAAGGAGGAGCUGUCGGCGCAUCUCAUGGUGGCGGGAUGGGACCGGAAGAAAGGGGGGCAGGUGUACGGGACGCUGGGGGGGAUGCUCACCCGCCACCCCUUCGCCAUCGGCGGCUCCGGCAGCAGCUACAUUUACGGUUACGUGGAUGCAGCCUAUAAACCCGGCAUGACUCCAGAGGAGUGUCGCCAGUUCACCAAGAACGCCAUUGCCCUGGCGAUGAGCUGGGAUGGCUCCAGCGGGGGGGUGAUUUAUCUCGUCACCAUCACCAAGUCGGACGCUGUGGAGCAGGUGUUCCUGGGGGACGAGAUCCCCAAGUUCUACGACGAAUGAGUUCCGGGCCGGCCCCUCUUUUAUACCCAAUAAACCUCUCCAAGCGCAG